AGGAGAGUAGUUGAAAUUGGGUACUACUUAAUUCAUUAUAAUAAUAAUUAAAAAAAAUAUAUUAAAAAGAAUGGUCAUAAUAAAUUAAUAAUAAUCCCUCAAUAUUUUAUUCUAAUUGUAGUCCUACAGUUCUGGGGUCAUCAUCAUCACUUCACUUCUAAAAUACAAUGGUUAUAAAUAAAAAAAAAUUAAAAAGAAAAAAGGAGAUUAAUUAAUGAUCAGAGUCCAAAUGGUCAAUUAAGAGUUUGAAGGGAACUCUUGCCAGUUGCCUCUGCCAAAGGAAUUUGGUCCAAGAUGACUUCAUCAGAUUCUAAGAAGCUUACCUUUGAGGAGGUGGCCCAGCAUAACCAUAAGAAAGAUUGUUGGAUUAUAAUUUCUGGAAAGGCCUAUGAUGUGACUCCAUUUUUGGAAGAACAUCCUGGUGGUGAUGAAAUCUUACAACAAGCAACGGAGAAGGAUGCAACUGAUGAUUUCGAAGAUGUAGGCCACAGUGACAGUGCAAAGGAACUGAUGGAAAAGUAUUAUGUGGGAGAGGUUGACAUUUCUACUCUUCCAAAGAAGCAAAACUACAAGCCACCACAACCAAUUCCUCAUCAAUCAGACCAAUCUUCUGGGGUUGUAGUAAAGAUGUUGCAGUUUUUGUUGCCUUUGUUGAUCUUGGCCAUAGCUUUUGCUUUCCAAUUCUAUAGUAAAGAGAAAUAGCUCAAAAUUUUCUAACUCCUUUCCAAACAAUGUCGAUCUUAGUUAACAAUUGGCUAAGUGAUAAAUAAUGGAAUUCUAGUUGAUCCCUUGUAGUGUUGAAAUGUUUUUGUAUUAUUAAAAUCCUAUGUGUAUGUGAACUUAAAAUAAUCCAUUCCAAUAUCCAAUAUACUUGUUUUCU
Messenger RNA from Cannabis sativa, 880 nucleotides. RefSeq names its product cytochrome b5. The transcript is spliced from 4 exons. The record is from RefSeq and is a predicted model, not a curated record. NCBI's taxonomy places the organism in Eukaryota, Viridiplantae, Streptophyta, Magnoliopsida, Rosales, Cannabaceae. The coding region runs from base 295 to 702 and encodes 135 amino acids. Gene Ontology annotation, molecular function: heme binding. Gene Ontology annotation, cellular component: membrane; intracellular membrane-bounded organelle.